AUCAACGAGGCUUGUUCGUUAGCUGGUUUUUCCCCAUGGAUGGAUAUCCACCGGGGCCCAUACCAAUUAGCAUUACACACUGCUUUCCCCUCGUUCGUCGGACAUCAGUGCCCCGGCUUCAGAAUCAUCCUCUGCUAGCCGUACUAUAAAAUCGGUGCCCCUCCGCCACCCAUCUCCGGCGAUAGCCUAUACCAUUCUUCCCCUUUGUAUAAUUAUUGCCUCUCAAUCUCAUAACCCCAUAACCUCAUAAUCUCAUACACCUCUCCUCCCCAUAUCAAUCCCCUCAAUCCGCCCACCAUGUCCCCGCCCGCCAUCAUCGCCCCCUCAAUCCUGAGCGCCGACUUCGGCACCCUGGGCAGCGAAUGCUCAACCAAGAUCACCCAAGGAGCCGACUGGCUACACGUCGAUAUCAUGGAUGGCCACUUCGUCCCCAACAUGACCUUUGGCGCCCCCGUCGUCACUCAGAUCCGCACCCACGUUGCCCGUCCCACCGAGCCCAACGGCAAGGGCACCUUUGACUGCCACAUGAUGAUCCAAGAGCCCCACAAAUGGGUCAAAGAAUUCAAAUCCGCCGGUUGCGAUCUCUACUGUUUCCACUACGAAGCGGCCAUUUCCUCCGUUGCCGCGACCAGCCCCGCCGACACCACCACAACCACCAAGACCAGCCCUAAGGAUCUUAUCCGGUAUAUUCACGAAGAGGGCAUGCAAGCCGGUAUUGCCAUCAAGCCUGAUACCCCCGUCGAUGUGCUCUGGGAUAUCCUCGCCAAUGAGAAUGAGAAGGAGCGGCCGGAUAUGGUCCUUGUCAUGACCGUGCAUCCCGGCUUCGGCGGCCAGAAAUUCAUGGCCUCCGAGUUGCCCAAGGUCAAGGCUCUGCGGGAGAAAUACCCCGAUCUUAAUAUCGAGGUUGAUGGUGGGUUGGGUCUGUACACUAUCGAUCAGGCCGCUGAAGCAGGCGCCAAUGUGAUUGUUGCUGGUUCGGCAGUCUUUGGCGCUCAGGACCCCGCCGACGUCAUCGCGAAGCUUCGUGAGGCUGUCAACAACUACAGGAAGGAGUAAAUAGGGGUAAACCCCCUCCUCAAAAAGUUUCGCUUCAUGUGACACGAUUUUCGUUGCAGUCUCUCGCGUUUCUAUUUGCUCGUUCCGUUUUCUAACCUAUUCCUGGCGCCUAACAAUUUUUAAUGUUCUCUUUUACGGAUUCCCCGUUGACAUGUGAUGAGCAACGGAUCGAUUCGGACGGCCGAUGCGCGUUCGGGCACUUAGAAGGUGAUGUUUGGAUAUAGAAAAACAGCGGAACCCUCAAGAUGUAUGUAAAGGAAAGAGUCCAGGUACAUUUCGAACAAACAGCCUCAAAUGCAAUAAAAAAGGAUACAGGCAAUAUCAGUCAAACAUGGU
Messenger RNA from Aspergillus sclerotioniger CBS 115572, 1392 nucleotides. RefSeq names its product ribulose-phosphate 3-epimerase RPE1. NCBI's taxonomy places the organism in Eukaryota, Fungi, Ascomycota, Eurotiomycetes, Eurotiales, Aspergillaceae. The record is from RefSeq and is a predicted model, not a curated record. The transcript has 3 exons. Bases 298 to 1056 code for a protein of 252 amino acids. Gene Ontology annotation, cellular component: cytosol. Gene Ontology annotation, molecular function: D-ribulose-phosphate 3-epimerase activity; metal ion binding. Gene Ontology annotation, biological process: carbohydrate metabolic process; pentose-phosphate shunt, non-oxidative branch; pentose-phosphate shunt.